CUCAAAAUCUCUUGAGAAAAGUUGUUUGUUUGUUUACUUUGUGUCUUGUGUAUGUUGUGUCUCCAAAAUUUGUAAACAGUGAGAAAACUAGAAAGAAGAAUAAAUAUUUCAUACUCUUCAUCUAACCUGAUACCUGCUGUUAUACCCAAAAAAGUCUAAAUAAUGACCUUCAGCUAUCGUGACGCGGCAUCGGGAACUUAUUAUCAGGCAAAUGAAGUUGUUGUUGUAAACAUGAAGUCUGAUUCGUCUGAUUCACCACCCUCAUCGGAUGUCCUGGAGCUCAUAUUUGACGCAAGAAGAGAAAGUUUAGAUAAGCCAGUCAGUCAUUUUCGUCCAUCGAUUGUGUCUUAUGCUUUAUUUGCAUUAUCAGUAGCCGGCCUGUGUACGAUGACUUUUAUCAUCACAACUUCCGUCCUCUUCGUCCAGGAGCCGCCGCCGCCGCGCCCCACGCUGGACUACCUGGCCGAGAGGGAACUCGCCUUCGCCAACUAUAUGAAUGACAGGCACAAUGACAUGACGUUGAACAAAGUGAUAUCUUGCUACUACAACACUCCCUCAGAGAAUGGUACAAAUGAUCUUAUGCCACUUGAUAUCAAUCCCAAACUCUGUACUCAUAUAAAUAUAGCAUUUGCUCAGGUUGUUAAUAAAGAGAUUGUAUUGAACGAAAACCAAGAACGGACUAUAAAGGAAAUCAUAAAACUGAGGCUGAAGAAUAAAGAUCUCAAAAUAUUGCUCUCAGUAGGAGGUGCCGGCGGCCACAACGGCUUCUCCGAGAUGGUGGUGGACCAUGCAUCCAGGAAGACAUUCAUAAGAUCUAUCAAAGCAAUUCUGAGAAAUUACACCCUGGAUGGAAUAGAUCUGGACUGGGAGUUCCCAGCAAUACACGCCGCCCGUCCAAAUACCACCAGCAAUGUAACUGUUAAUGCUGCUUGGGCCUCCAUGGUCAUGCAGAACCUGGGCACUCCCCAGGUCUAUGAGCAUGGCCGUGAGCGACAACACUUCUCCCAGCUACUCCGGGAAAUCCGCAAUGAGUUCUUCCGGGAGAGAAAAGACUACCUACUCACUGUUGCUGUCGGAGCUCCCAAAAUCAUUGUUGAUACUGCCUAUGAUGUGGAACAGUUGAAUAUGUAUGUCGAUUAUAUCAACCUCAUGACAUAUGACUUCCACUCAUACACCAAACUUACACCAUUCACUGGAUUAAACUCACCACUGUAUCCAAGAGCUACGGAGCAAUUAUACCUGUCUACCUUGAAUAUAAACUUCACUGUUAACAUGUAUGUCAGCAAAGGCAUGUACCCAUGCAAGAUUGUGGUGGGGAUACCCACUUACGGACACAGCUUUCAUCUAGUGAACCCAACCAACAUAGACAUUGGCAGUCCAGCUUCAGGCUUUGGAACUCUUGGAAGCUUAGGAUUUGUGGAUUACUCGGAGAUAUGCAAGUUCAUCAAUGACCACACAGGAGACGUCAUUGUGAAGAAGGACAACGAGACCAAAGUUCCUUAUCUGUAUCACUCUCAUGAUUGGGUCUCCUACGACGAUCCCAUCAGUGUCAUGGAGAAAGCAAAGUACAUCCUGGACAACCGUCUGCUGGGCGCCAUGAUCUAUUCACUGAAUGCCGACGACUACCGCGGAGACUGCCAGGUGCUGGGUGUUGAUAAGAAGUUUCCACUUUUGCAGUCCAUCAGAGACACUUUUAACAAGUAGAUCACUGUUUUCUGACAUUCCAUUGGCAUUUGUUUACCUGUUUUUUUCUUGCGACAUAUGUUAUUUUGUACAUGGUGCAGGAUUUCAUGGCUUAGGGCGGGCGCGCGGGGUGGAUGCGCGGGGCGGGUGCGCGCGGACUGCGCGUGCGGUCCAGGUCGGGGCGCCCACGCGGGCUCGCUGGCCCUCGCCGCGCUACUGCCCGCGCCGCGCCGCCGCCGCCGCCGCCGCCGGCGCGUGCGCAACCACACAGAACACACGCGCGCCUUCAUUAUUCCUUACUUAUUAACUUUUACAGUUUGAAAAAAAAGUAGAAGCAUGCCACUUAACUGUUUCAUUUACUGCAAGCGUUUCCAGUCGGCCGCGGCGGCGCGGUCCGGUGUUUUUGCGUCGAUCGCCGCCGUUACCUAAUCCUGCCUGAGUGUGGGUGGUGUGUUGGUGGCGCAUGCAAUAUUAUGUAAAUUGCUAUUGAUCACUUACUAAAUCAAUUCAAUUCUGCAAGGUUAAAUGACUACAUCUUACACUUAUGUCUACAUUCAACAAACCUGUUUGUUAACUAAUGCUUUUAAGUUUUUGCCUUUAUAUUAUAAAUUCAGUUUAAUAUUAUGUUUAUAACAUCGAUAUAGUCAAUUAAUUUAAAGCUAUUUUUAAUUUGAGGGACCUGUAAAUAUUAUACCUAAGUUAUUUUAAUUGUAUGAAAGAGAAACUUGGCUGUGCGAACCUACCUAAUUAAUUACGCAGUAGGUAGCCAUGUAUGAUGUACCUACCUAGCAUGAUAUUGUUAAGAAAUUAACUUCAGCGUGAAGUAAGUUUAUUUUUGUUUUAUUGAGGAUUAUUUUAAGUGAAUAUGUUUUUAUUAUUUAGGAUUAUUUUAAUUGAGUAAGUAUAUUGUAUACUAUAUGUAUGAUGUAUACUUUGUAUAUAAGUACCUAGGUACCUACCUACUGUGAUGGACGCGAUUGUGAAUUUUAUUACCUACUUAUGUGAUUUAAAAUUAUUAAUGUUGGCUAGUAUCUACGUUAAACACAGUGUCAUUUUAUUACCCAUACUUAUACCUUCGUAGUUAGUAAGUAAUUUCAAGAUUUUAUCGUAGUAAUGUUUAACAGUAGUUUAGUAGGCUGAUAUAGUCUAUAGGUAAAUGUAUUUUACUAUGACAAAUUUACAACUAUUUAUCUUUGAACUAACUUUAAUACCUACAUUAAAUAUGAAUGUUGCAUCA
Molecule: messenger RNA, 2920 nt
Organism: Plutella xylostella (diamondback moth)
Lineage: Eukaryota; Metazoa; Arthropoda; Insecta; Lepidoptera; Plutellidae
Gene: Cht11
Product: chitinase-3-like protein
Biological process (GO): carbohydrate metabolic process; chitin catabolic process
Cellular component (GO): extracellular region
Molecular function (GO): chitin binding; chitinase activity
Source: RefSeq, a predicted model, not a curated record